This is a messenger RNA of Uloborus diversus, 2767 nucleotides long. RefSeq names its product zinc finger protein 271-like. The record is from RefSeq and is a predicted model, not a curated record. Gene Ontology annotation, biological process: regulation of transcription by RNA polymerase II. Gene Ontology annotation, molecular function: RNA polymerase II cis-regulatory region sequence-specific DNA binding; DNA-binding transcription factor activity, RNA polymerase II-specific. Bases 1 to 1173 code for a protein of 390 amino acids. Lineage: Eukaryota; Metazoa; Arthropoda; Arachnida; Araneae; Uloboridae. Gene Ontology annotation, cellular component: PcG protein complex; transcription regulator complex. The transcript is spliced from 2 exons.
AUGGCUCAUUUGAGAUCCCAUACUGGUGACAAGCCCUUCCAGUGUGAACAUUGUUCAAAAGCGUUUUCUGUGCGUUCAUCCUUAAAGUCACAUUUGAAAGUCCAUACUGGCGAAAAGCCUUAUUCUUGUGAGCAUUGCUCCAAGACGUUCAGUCAAUCUUCAAAUUUAAGGACUCAUUUGAGAGUCCAUUCGGGUGAAAAACCAUAUUGUUGUGAAUAUUGUUUAAAAGCAUUUUCUCGGGCUGAAAAUUUGAAGAGACACUUUAGAGUUCACACUCAACUUAAUAGGCACAUGAGACUCCAUUCCGACAAAAAGCCAUAUGCAUGUGAAAGUUGUUCAAAGACAUUUUUUGAAAGUGCCGACUUAGAGAGACAUUUGCGUGUCCAUACUGGGGAGAAGCCUUAUUCUUGCGGACAUUGUUCAAAGACAUUUCAAUCUGGUUCAAACUUCAAGACACAUUUGAGAGUACACACUGGUGAAAAGCCUUAUUCUUGUGACUAUUGCUCAAGGGCGUUUUCUUUAAAGACAGACUUAAUGAGACAUUUGCGUAUCCAUACUGGGGAGAAACCUUAUUCCUGUGAAUAUUGUUCAAAGACAUUUUAUUCUGGUUCAAACUUCAAGACACAUUUGCGUGUCCAUACCGGGGAGAAGCCUUAUUCGUGUGGACAGUGUUCAAGGGCCUUUUCUCUAAGGUCAGACUUAACGAGACAUUUGCGUAUCCAUACUGGAGAAAAACCUUAUUCCUGUGAAUAUUGUUCAAAGACAUUUCAUUCUGGUUCAAACUUCAAGACGCAUUUGAGAGUACACACUGGUGAAAAGCCUUAUACUUGUGACUAUUGCUCAAGGGCGUUUCCUAAUGGCUCAAACUUAAAGACACAUUUGAGAGUCCAUACUGGGGAGAAACCUUAUUCCUGUGAAUAUUGUUCAAAAACAUGUAGCAGCCGUUCAAGCUUAAACAAACAUUUGCGAGUCCAUACUGGUGAAAAGCCUUAUUCUUGCGAACAUUGUUCAAAAGCAUUCUCUGCGAGUUCAGGCUUAUUGCGGCAUUUGCGUGUCCACACUGGGGAGAAACCUUAUUCUUGUGAACAUUGUUCAAUGACUUUUUCUGACUCUUCAGGCUUAAAAAGACAUAUGCGAAUCCAUACUGGAGAAAAGUCUUAUUCGUGUGAAUAAGAAGUAUUUUCUGUUUGAUCAGACUUAAAAAGACGUAUGCGAGUCCAUACUGUAGAAAAGUCUUAUUCGUGUGAAUAAGAGAUAUUUUCUGUUUGUUCAGACUUAAAAAGACGUAUGCGAAUCCAUACUGGAGAAAAGUCUUAUUCGUGUGAAUAAGAGGUAUUUUCUGUUUGAUCAGACUUAAAAAGACAUAUGCGAGUUCAUACUGGAGAAAAGUCUUAUUCGUGUGAAUAAGAGGUAUUUUCUGUUUGUUCAGACUUGCGAGUCCAUACUGGAGAAAAGUCUUAUUCGUGUGAAUAAGAAGUAUUUUCUGUUUGAUCAGACUUAAAAAAACGUAUGCGAGUCCAUACUGGAGAAAAGUCUUAUUCGUGGGAAUAAGAGGUAUUUUCUGUUUAAUCAGACUUAAAAAGACAUACAAGUCCAUACUGGGGAAAAGUCAUAUUCAUGUGAAUACUGUUCAGAGGUAUUUUUUGUUUGCUGUGACUUAAAUAUUCGUUUGCCAGUCCAGGCAGAUAAAAAGCUUUUAAUAUUGUAACUAUAGUACGAAGGGAUUUUCUUUUACUUGAAAAUAGAAUUUCAACAUAUCAGGGUUCGUUCUGAUGAAAACUCUAUUCUUGCCAGUUUUACGAUAGUAAAUUCAUCUACGAGUGCAAUGAAAAAUAUACCGUAUUUUCCUGCUUAUAAUCCGCGAACUAUCUGCUAAAAAAAGCAAAGUUUAUGAGGUGCUGAUUUUAUGCAGCCGCGGAUUAUCUGUGAUUAUUUUUUUUUCCCCCUUAACACCAACGCAUUGAACCUCAAUAUUUUUACAGUAGGAUUCACCGAUCGAGACCGCACGCAGACUGAGUUUUGUUUAUUUUACGAAGCAUGCAUGUUGGUUAUUUUACGUUGCUUGAACGUUCCUCUUGGUGAUUCAGGUCAUGUAAAAUAAGCAACAUUACAGUGAAUAGGUAGCCAUUUGCACAAGAUUAGACUGUUUGCUCCUUUGUCUUGGCUCUUUGUUUUUCAAGUAAUUAGCGUACUAUAAUCAAGAUUUCAAGAAGAAAUCAUUAUACUUUAGAUUAUAAUUCAGAUUAAUUUUGAUUAUGCCUUCAAAGUAAUUACUUUUUCACGUUUUUAGUUUAGUUGCUCAAAUGCUAUGUUAAAUUCGAACUUUAUCUUUUUACAUCGUAUUAUCCGCGGAUUAUACGCCGCGCCGCCGCGGAUUAUACGAAGCUUUUUUUCUUCAGACCGAUUUUAGGACCUGCGAAUUAUAGGCCGCUCGCGGAAAAAUACUCUACGAAUCCAUGCCGGUAAAGCCUAUUCGUGCGACUAUUGUUCAAAGGCACUUCCUUAUUGUUUAAACUUGAAGAAGCAUUUGACACGCUGUGAAAAAGUCAUACAAGCGUUUUCUUGCAAAUGAAGCGUGAGAAACCAUGUUGUUGAAAAAGUGCAUCGUGUUAAAUUAACUGAUUAACUUUUUUCGCAUGUCAGCACAUAGCUGGAUGUGAGCUGGCAAUAUUCUUGUUAUAUGACAUCCUUGCAAGUCAUGAUGGGAAUAAAAUGAACUAAUUUUUCACUCCAUUGCAAAUUUUGCAUCAGUGUUUUCUUUAAUAAU